CUUGAUUCUUGAUAAUGAAUUCAACCCGACACAGUUUCUCCCAUCCCAUAAAAAUAAAAAUAGGAAACGAUAAGAGGUCCGGACAGAGGGUAGAGAGAUGGCAAAAUUCUCAGUGGGUAGUUUAGAUGAGGGAGAAGGAUCCAGUUCCAGGUACCAAAAGAGACGGAGAAUGGAUCGUCAACCUCAAACCGAUUCCACAGAAACUGUUUCAGAAGAAAUUGAUCAUGUAGAUGAAGAGACGGAUAUCAGAGAUCCGGAUUAUCUAGUAUUCCUUUCUAAUCAAGAAGUUCCUUUUGAAGAAGAACAAGAAAACGACGCCGAAGACGAAGAGGAAGACGAAGACGAAGCCGGAUAUGGAGUAGAAGAAGGAGGAGUUAAUAAUACGAGUGAUGAAGAGAUGGAUGAUCUGGUGGUGGAACCCGGUACAAAUGAGUCAAUUUCUGUGACGCUAACUGACCCAGAAGUUUUUGAUUGCCCCAUCUGCUAUGAGUCGUUGUCCUCUCCCGUCUUUCAGUGUGAAAAUGGGCAUAUAGCUUGCUCUUCCUGCUGCACCAAAAUUAUGAACAAAUGUCCCUCCUGUUGUUUGCCUAUUGGAUAUAACCGUUGUCGAGCAAUUGAGAAAGUUUUAGAAUCUAUCAAAGUAAAAUGUCGAAACACAAAGUACGGGUGCAAAGAAACGACGAGUUUUAGCAAGAAACUUGAUCAUGCGAAGACAUGCCACCAUGCACCAUGCUCAUGCCCCAUGUCAGACUGCAAUUUUGUUGGUUCUUGUACCCAGUUAUACAAACACUUCAGGGAUGAACAUGAGAAUUCAUCAGUACAAUUUCAGCACAACAAAGUCUUCCAAAUUACCUUAAAUGUUGAUGACACUUCGCUUUUUCUUCAAGAAGAGAAGGAUGGUGUCGUAUUUAUUCUUAACAACAGAAUUGACUGUCUGGCGAAUUCAAUUUCUGUUUGUUGUAUUGCACCCUCAACGAAGGAACGGUUCUGUUAUGAUAUUGUGGCAAAAUAUGGGAGAAGCAUCAUAACAUAUCAGUCUUAUACAAAGAACAUUCAAAGCCGGAUUGAUAACCAACCUUCAUCUAACAUCCUUCUACUUCCAGCUUAUUCCUUUGGUCAUUCUAGGCAACUCAAGUUGAAGAUUUGCAUAAGGCAUCAUGGAUGAAACAGAAAUUAAUUUUCAGGAGGGCUAUAUAUAUGUAAAAGAAAUUAUGAUCAUGUUGAUUUGAAGAAACUCUUUUGUAAACAAGUGCUGUGCUUUAUCAUUUGAAAUGUAUAUUUUAUUUUGAACAGGCAGGGAAAUGAAAAUGACCACAUGAUAAG
Pistacia vera is the source of this 1323-nucleotide messenger RNA. RefSeq names its product E3 ubiquitin-protein ligase SINA-like 10. NCBI's taxonomy places the organism in Eukaryota, Viridiplantae, Streptophyta, Magnoliopsida, Sapindales, Anacardiaceae. The record is from RefSeq and is a predicted model, not a curated record. The transcript has 2 exons. The coding region runs from base 98 to 1165 and encodes 355 amino acids. Gene Ontology annotation, molecular function: zinc ion binding.